Messenger RNA from Melanotaenia boesemani (Boeseman's rainbowfish), 3747 nucleotides. Its product is annotated as chromodomain Y-like protein 2. Gene Ontology annotation, cellular component: nucleus. The transcript is spliced from 7 exons. The record is from RefSeq and is a predicted model, not a curated record. NCBI's taxonomy places the organism in Eukaryota, Metazoa, Chordata, Actinopteri, Atheriniformes, Melanotaeniidae. The coding region runs from base 302 to 1837 and encodes 511 amino acids. Gene Ontology annotation, molecular function: transcription corepressor activity.
CGCAUGGAGAUAAUCAGGCCAUGCAUUCUUUAACCGGGGACUAAUUUUCAGUCCUCCACUUGGGUCUGGGUAAACAGCACCGCCCCGAUGGUUGUUUGUUUUAAGCGUGGAACGAUCCAUCGCACAGCGCCGGGCUCGAUUGACACUGUCUGCUGAUCUGCUACUGCGGAUUGCUCAGAAUAACAAGCUGCUCGCUAAUUCCCGUCUAUCGGGGCUUUCGCCGAAACACCAAGAGAGUAGGGUCCAAAAAAAUCCAACAGGGCAGGCAAGAACGCCGCGCCGCCGUGGUCCGCACCCCAGAAUGGCUUCAGGAGACCUUUACGAGGUGGAGCGGAUCGUGGAUAAGAGGCGGAACAAGAAGGGUAAGUGGGAGUACCUGAUAAGGUGGAAAGGUUAUGGAAGUAAGGAGGAUACCUGGGAACCAGAACACCACCUACUGCACUGCGAGGACUUUAUCGAUCAGUUCAACAGCUUAAGACGGCACUCUCACAAACGAUCCAAGGUACCAAAAAUUCGUGGGGAGCCACUCAUCACCGGCCACCCCUCCACAACAGAAAACUCUAGAGCUCGGUCUGAGGCUCGGAAGAAGAAAAGAACUUUUGGCCCAUCUAUCGGGAUGAGAGUAGGAUCUGUUCUGGGGAUUGGAAGUGGAGCGCCAGAGUCCACUCAGAAACAGACAAAAGUGGGUGUUGGAGCUGGGAAACAUGCUUUAGGUGACAGAAUGAGCAAAGCCAUGACAUUAAAGGUUCCUUCAUCAGGUGGGCCUCAUUUUAUUCCCCCACCAAGGGUUCCUUACAAUGGACUCCCAAAUGGAGAGAUGGAGCCUCUCGUGUACAGGACAGCAGCAAGGUCACACAGACUGCCUUCAGAGAGAGCGGAUGGAGAGCUAGGACACAAGGAUAUCACUGGACCACAGUUCACUACUGAGCUAGGCUCCCCAUUUGCCAAUGGAAAGAUGCAUCUGCACAGCUCAGUAAAGCGGAAGCUGGCUGAGGAGAAAGGCUACGUGUUUGACAAGAGGCUCAGGUACAACGUGCGACAGAAUGAGAGCAACUGCCGAUUCCGGGACAUUGUGGUCAGGAAAGAGGAGGGCUUCACGCAUGUCCUGCUUUCCAGCCAAACAACAGACAACAACGCUCUUACCCCAGAGAUCAUGAAAGAAGUUUGUCGCGCUUUGGGCAAUGCAGCUGCAGAUGAUAGUAAGUUAUUGCUGCUCAGUUCUGUGGGGACUGUCUUCUGCAGCGGCCUGGAGCCAUCUUACCUAAUAGGGCGUCUGUCUACUGACCGCAGAAAAGAGAGCAGCCGCAUCGCAGAUGCUGUACGAGACUUUGUUUUGGCAUUCAUCCACUUCAAGAAGCCCAUUGUGGUGGCAAUAAAUGGACCUGCCCUGGGCUUGGGGGCAUCCAUCCUGCCACUGUGUGAUGUGGUGUGGGCCAGUGAGAGGGCCUGGUUCCAAACACCAUGUGCAGGCCUCCACCUCACCCCGUCUGGAUGUUCCUCAUACACAUUCCCACAAAUCCUGGGUGUUGCUCUGGCUAAUGAAAUGCUGUUCUGUGGAAGAAAAUUAACAGCACAAGAAGCGUGCAGUCGAGGUCUGGUGUCACAAGUGUUCUGGCCAACCACAUUUAACCAAGAAGUGAUGCUGCGCGUGAAGGAAAUGGCAUCAUGCAAUGCAGUGGUUUUAGAAGAAUCCAAGUGCUUGGUGAGGAGCAUCCUCAUGCCUGUCCUGGAAGAAGUAAAUGAGAAAGAGUGUCAGAUGCUGAAGCAGCUGUGGUGUUCAACCAAAGGACUGGAGGCACUCUUCAGUUACCUUCAGAAUAAAACACAUGAAAAGUAACCAUCCACACCCAGGAGGUUAGAGGUGACUGGUGUGUGUCAGAGGCUGCCUGAAGGGGGACAUCCAGGGCAACAGCACCAUGAUGUCAAACUGCACUGAGGGCCCUUUUUUCCAUUCAUCAGAUAGGAGGAUUUUCUGGAGCUCUGUUUGCUUACAUCUCUAAGAACCGGGAAAAUUCCUUCAUGAUCAUCUUUUGUAAAACGUCUUUUUGUGAGACUUGCUGUCCAGAUAUGCAUUGUCUGUACUUACAGUCAAACAUUGAAGGGACGAAUGUGCAUUGCUUCAGAGCAGGGAGUCUUUCUGUACUGUCAUAAGGAUGUAUGCAAUUAAUUUAUGUCUGACUGCACAUGAUAAAAUCAUAAUAUAUCAAUAUAUAUUUAAGUGUGUAAAUUAAUUUCUUCAUGUACAUAAGAAUAUUUUUCAAAACUUUCUUUUAGUUGCUUAUUGUCUGCAGCUGAAGUGUAAACCAAAGUUUUGCAUGAAGCCACUGUUGUUGCUCAUGCACAUUCGCUCCCCUCUGUAUGGCCUGAAGAAAACCUUCCUCAGAGGCUUAUACAUGAUUGUGAAUCAGAUUCAAUGACUACUUUUGUGUUAUUGUCAUUGUAAGACCAUAGAACACUGAUAUUUUGAAGAAAAUAGAACUUUGUUUUUCAUUGCAUAGCUCAUUCCUCUCACCAUAAUGUCGUUAAUACAUGGAAGAGACGUUUUCUUUUUCACUGAAUUUAUUAAUCAAGAUUAAAGCUGUCUUAGGAUUUUGCUGAAAGACAAGCAAUGGAAUAAUUAUAUCGUUAACAUCCCUCUGCCUUAAUUUUUUUCAUCUGCAGCAAAACAGACAAAGGUACAAAUUCUCUUUUAUGUAUGCUAAUGGGCUAUCUUUGAGGGUUUUUUUUUUUAUUAUUAUUUGUUAUUUUAUUUUAUAUUUCCAGGGCAGACUUGUAAGAUGCAAGAAGAAUUCUUUUAAAUGUGGGGACAUGACAUUAAAUACAAAACAAAAGAAAGAAAAAUAAGUAAAUAAAACUGUCAGCACAUAGCAAGAAAAAGUAUAGCACAGUAUUGUCCCACUUUAUUGGAGAGACACAUACAGUUGUAGCAUCACAUGUAAUGCUCUGAUGGUCUAUACAUGUAACACAACUUGCAUUUAGCAGCACAGAUAUUUAUUCAGUGAAAUGUGAAUGUUAGGUUGAGGGGAAAAAAGUCAACUUGAUUAUUUUACUGCUGAUACCUGACACAUAAGAAGAAGAAGAUGAUAGCUUGGUCCUCAAAGGUCAGUGAAAAUCAUGGAAAUUAAAAAUGAAUGUUUCUCGAGUCAAACUUGUCCUUUAUCUGCAUGUGAUCAUUCUAGGUUUCAUGAAAGUUUAUAUUUUGCAGUGUGUACUAUAUUUAGGGAUCUAUUUUGUUUUACCAAAAUGUAAAUGUGUGUCGGUCUGUGUAAACUGUUUUGUAGGACUCGUCCAUUUUACAGUGAAGAAUUCUGUAUAAAUAUAUGUACAAUGUUGACUGCUCUCUGUAACUAACUGCAUGUAAAUAUAUUGUAUAAAUGUGUUGCCUGUGUGAAACCCUUGUGCUUCAGGGUAGGUUUUCUACCAGCAUUGUAAGUAUUGUCAGAAAUGUUGCAGUUUAUUUUUGUAUUUAUUUGAGAUAACCAUUUGAUUUUGUAGUGCCACGUGGUUUCCUUUGCUUCACAGGCACCGCAACACUUCACCAGUCUUUAUAAAUUGUCCUUUUAAAAAUUUCUGAUGGGUAAUUGAGUUCGUAAAGAAAAAAGCAUAAUUAUAGUGACUUUUUCUAUUUGAAUGUUUGCCCUUUUAAUAUUAUCAAAUGCAAAUGAUCAAAGGCAUGUUAUUUUAAUGUAUACUAAUUUCACUGUUCUUUAUAGGUAUGACUGGAUUGAUUAAAAGAAAAAAAAUGUA